Molecule: messenger RNA, 3696 nt
Organism: Rhizoctonia solani
Lineage: Eukaryota; Fungi; Basidiomycota; Agaricomycetes; Cantharellales; Ceratobasidiaceae
Product: SNF2 family amino-terminal protein
Exons: 12
Coding region: 1-3696 (1231 amino acids)
Cellular component (GO): cytoplasm
Molecular function (GO): ATP-dependent chromatin remodeler activity; ATP binding
Source: RefSeq, a predicted model, not a curated record
AUGCCUUUGACUCCUCUUUCGCACUCUGUCCUUUACUUGUUUGAAGCUGCUGCCAUGAAUGAGGCUCAUCCAUUCCACUGUCCUCCUUGGACAAGCAGCGUGUGGAGGUCCAUCUUUGGACUUGUACCACUUCCACAGUAUGAGGAGUACGAGGAUCUGGAGAUUGAUGUGGUGGGUGAUGCUGACCCAGAGUUGGAUGCAAGCAAGGAUAGUGGUUUUGCAGUCCCUGAGGCUGUAUUAAGGUCUGUCACCAAAAACCGGCGCAAAGCACUUGGGUUGGAAGAGCGUCAUGCUGCAGAGAGGUUUUUGCAAUACUUCUGGAGUACUUGGAAGGAAGACUAUGCAAGAGGAACACCAAUCAGGGAGACCAUCAAAUCCACUGCUCGAGGAGGAAAGCGGGGUGGGCCUGAUUCUUAUGGCUAUACUGCGUUCCGGAGUCUGGUGCUGGCAAUGAUUAACAGGAAAGGUGGCGUAAUGAGUCAGGUGGAGGACAUCUUGACCAGAAUAGGAGCAACUCCUGCCAACAUUUGGAAAGACAAUAGGAGUCUGAAUAGGGAACGUCCAGCUAGUAAGCGGGUACUGGAACAUCAGGUGCCUAUUACAGACAGCCAUCAAAGGAUUGAAGAGCGUGAUGUGCAAGCUGCAUUGGCUCGAGGUUUAUUUGGAGACCAUGCAGUUAGCAGUUGUGGGACAAUUGUUCCUGAAUAUAUUCCAGCAAUCCGCUGCUUUGCUCAGCGGAAGUAUGAAAACAAAGCCCAAAGCUUAAAGCGCAAGGUGGCUACCUCAUCUUCCUGGAUGCAGAAAGUGGAUGCAAAGCUACAAGAGGCUCAAGAGUUGAAAUUGCCUGCGGCAUUGCGUGGUGCAACCAGUGCUUUGGCCGAGUGGCAAAGGACAGCUACGGAGACUAAGGAAGUUGAUGACUUGCAUUUCCAUAGCAGGGAGACUUCACUGAAGCAGCUGUGGUUGAGUCUUGGUUUUGGUAAUUCCGAAGAGGCUGGAAAGACUUCUAAACCAAAGGUCAAGUCUGCGCAGGGAGCUCCAACCGAAGCCGAGAUGCAAGCGGCUUAUGCCUACUACCUUGAGGAGUACUGCCAUGGCAUUGGUUCGUUGGAUGAGUCUGAGCUUCCUGUUCUUGAAUCUGGAAUUGCUGGUCUGCAUAACUUGGCAGAAGGAAGCCAUGACAUUGGUGUUGCGCAUCUCAUGUCAUUCUCAGCCAAACACCUGUGGAAUCUCUUGGGCUUACCUGGAGCGAAUCAAUUCCCAUUUGCAGAACCUGGUGCCAACAACACUCUGAACAGCUCUACAUCUCAGCACAAAACCCGUGCCGUACCAUUUUGGCAUCAGCUAGUAGGGACACUCAAGAUUUUGGAAGGUGCAUUCACACAGAGAACAGGGACUCGUGCUCAACCAGCUUUACUAUGUGACAAUGUUGGACUUGGGAAGACAGUCCAAAUCAUUGGUGUUAUUAGCAUGCUGGAGCACUACUACAAACAGCAGGAGCUUCCAGUUGAACAGCGUCUUGCGCCGCCUGCAUUUACAAAGGAUAAUGGAACACCCUACUUUGGUGGUGAAAAGAGUAUCCCUAACCUACCAUCAAUUGUAAUUGCUCCUCGUACGCUUGGAAACCAAUGGGUUGAACAAUGGAACAAAUUCACUCAGCUUGGCAGUUUUGUUGUCAUUCAUUACACUGUUGACAAUGGACCCCUGGAGACCUUUUUCAGUGAUCCCAAAGGGCCAUACAAGACAGCAGCUGGGCAAAACUUGGAGCAUGCAGGGCGAGUGAUUAUUAUAGCAGACCUUUUGGCAAUCUCUAAGGAGGCUAAACGAUGCUUGCAACCACCCCCAGAGCUGAAAGGCAAGGAUGCCAAGGAGCACGAGGCUAAGGGAGAGGCACCUGCAUUGAAAAUUGGUGUCAAUGCUGCAGGCUCCUUGUUUGGUAUGCGCUUCCGGGUAGCAGCAAUUGAUGAGAUACACAACCUCCGGAACAGUAGUCAUAGUCAACGAGGGGUCCAGUUCAUUAGCGAGUCUUCAUGCUUGGUCAUUGGUGCAACAGCCACACCUUUAUUUACUGCACUCAAGUGUUUGUUUGCCCUUGCACAAAAUCUACGCUACCAGCCACUACUUGGUGACAAGGGCCUCCAGGUUUGGAACGAAGUGCAAGAAAUGCUGGUGGACGGCAGCAAAAAUUGGCGACUCAACAGCAAAGCAAUUGUGGAAGCAACUAUUGAGAAAGAAGUGAAAGAAGUGUUAUCAUUGGCCAAAAUCAGCUCCCAAGAUCCUCGUGCUACUAAAAUCAAGGAUGACGUUUGGGCUAAAUACGAGAAUGAGGACCAGCAAAGUAUUCUCCGCAUGAUCCAUUUAUCCAAACAACCAGUCAACAUCCUGCGUUUGAUUCUUUAUCCCAUCAUGAUCCGUCGUACAAGUGAGUCGCUGGACUUUGCAGGAAAAAGAAUUUUGGAUCUUCCGUUUGUUCAAAAGUUCAUUGCUUGGUCCCCAAUGAACGAAGAGGAGAAGGAAAUGCAACAUUUGAUUAAUCAGGAGCAUACCCGACGGAAAACCACAAAGAAGAAACAGGCAAACAAGCAAAGAGCUAAAAAGAAGGGGAAGCAAAUGCAAGAAACCGCCAGUGAAGAACAGGAGGAACAAGAUGGGCUAGACUCUGAGGGACAAGUGGAACGCAAUGAUUGCAAGAAUAUUAGGUGGCAUAAUUUUCUCAUUGAUCAAAAGUUUGCUGGCAUGUUGGCUAAAUUGGGAGAGCUGCGCUUCAAAGAAGAGAGCUUAGAGCUUGAGCGCGGCACUCUGACCAACCAUAUCACUGACAAUUGGACUGCGGAAAAUCUUCACCAAAUGAUAUCAACCAGAAUGGAAUGCGUAUACAAUCUGAUGUUUACUCUGAAGGGCAGAGGAUUUGUCUCAUAUGAUGGGUCCAUGGCUACCAACCAUUGCCAACAAUCAGUUGAGAAAUUUGCAAAUGACCCAAACUGCCGGAUUAUGAUCAUCAGCAAUGUUGGCUCAGCUGGGCUAAACUUGGUCCAAGCCUCAGUUGUAAUCAUUGUGAGCAGCGUUUGGUCAGGGCUUGAACUCAACCAGAUCAUGGGCCGGGUUGAUCGCCCUGGGCAAGAGCGGGAUACGGUUGUCUACAAUAUCAUGGCACCAGAAGGCAUAGACUUGGCGCUCAAUGUUUAUGCUGACAGUAAGGCACAGCUGUCUGACCAUUUUCUAAACUCGCGCAGAACCUUGCAAGAUGUCUAUACCAACAUAGCCAACCCUCACUCAGACAGUCAAGAUGAGUCUGACUCUGAGGGUAAUGAUCUGGUAGACUCUGGGCACACAGUAGUAGCCUCAGAAUCUAAAGUAGGAAGCCGCAAGCGCAAAAACAACAGCAGCACAGAUACAAAGGAUGCCAGCCAAGCUCCAAAGCGCACCAAAGUCAAGACCUCCACGUCCAACUUGGGGCACAGAACAACACCUGUCACUGCAGCUGACCCUGCACCGGAACAGACCAAAACAGUCACCCCUGAUUCUGGUCUGACUGGAAACUCUUUAAGCGCUAUGAAACUGGCAUCUGGAGCGUCAUUUAGCCAUCUGGACGUUCCAGACUCUCCGGAUGCAAAUAAAGACCCUAGCCAAAAGUCAAAUUUGUUAGCAUCCGCCCCAACAGCCGCCAAGGACCCCCUUCCAGACUUCUGGAAGUGA